AUGGCCAAGUUUCUACUAUGUGUUCUUGUUUUUGCUUUAUGUUUUGUAUCGACACAAUCCCGUCCCAUCUUCAUUGAUUCAAGAAAGGUUUAUAACGUGGUUGAUUAUGGAGCUGUAGGAGAUGGACUUGCUGAUGAUACCAAGGUUAGACUAAUGGACUUUGCUUAUGAGGUUUAUGAUAUGGUUAAUUAUGUUGCAUUGCCUUUAUGGAUGUUUGGAAAGCUACAUGCAAAUCUUCAAUGUCUUCUCCCAAGUCCCACCAUGCAUGUUCCUCAAGGGAUGACUUUUUGGCUUCAACCCUUGACCUUCAAUGGCAAUUGCCAGUCCAAUAAUAUCACAGUCCAGAUUGAUGAGAUGGAUGACGCAAAGAGGAGAGCUUUGAUCAAGUCCCAAGCCGUCAAGAAGAGGGAAUCCGGCGAGGAGGGUAACAAGACCGUCACCCCAGCGAAGCAGGGGAAGGGUAAGGGAUUGAUGACGGUCCCAGACGGUGAUCCUUCUGCAUGGAAAUGCCCUGAUGACAAAUGCCUUAUCUGGAUCGAAUUCAGUGACUUCAAGGGUCUUCUUAUCCGUGGAUCUGGUACUAUCAAUGGACAGGGAAAAAAGUGGUGGGAUCUGAAAUGCAAAGAAAAUAAAAGAGGUUAUAUAAUAGGAGGCUCUAACAAUGUGCACAUUGAUAGCCUAACCUUUGAGGACAGUCCACAAAUUCACGUUGCUUUUGAAAGGUCCGAAUGGGUGAAUGCUACUUCUCUCACUAUCCAAGCCCCUAAGCAUAGCCCUAACACCGAUGGAAUUCAUAUCCAACAUUCCAAAAACAUCAUCAUAUACAACACUAGCAUUGGGACCGAUAAUAAUUAUAUCUACGUUUAUAUUGAGGGCAGUGAUGACUGUAUUUCGAUCGGUGAUGGUUCGUCACACAUCAACACCAACAAUAUUGACUGUGGGCUAGGUCAUGGAAUAAGCAUUGUAAGUCUGGGUAAGGAUGGAAAGCAUGAAACAGUAGGGUAUGUUCAUGUCAAGGAUGUCUCUUUCACGGGAACCACAAACGGAGCGAGAAUAAAGACAUGGCAGGGAGGGAAAGGAUAUGCAAGAAAUAUAACCUUUGAGCAUAUCACAUCUAUUGGUUCAGCUCGUCCUAUCAUCAUUGAUCAAUAUUACUGUGACCACAAGGUUCACAAGCACUGUGGAAAUCAAACAUUGGCGGUUCGUGUUAGUAAUAUCGUGUACGAUCAAAUAUAUGGGACAUCAGAUAAAGAAAUUGCAUUGGAAUUUUCAUAUAGCAAGUCAGUUCCAUGCUACAGCAUUAUAAUGAGGAACAUUAGUUUACACUCGACUGAAGAUGGAACCCAGACUUCAUCUAUAUGCCAGAAUGUUAGAGGACUUAGAAAUGGUGAAAUAAUUCCAGAUUUACCUUGCCUUAAUGAAGCUGAGAAUUUACCAAUAAUGAAUUAA
Messenger RNA from Quercus robur (English oak), 1449 nucleotides. Its product is annotated as probable polygalacturonase At3g15720. The transcript has 12 exons. The record is from RefSeq and is a predicted model, not a curated record. Bases 1 to 1449 code for a protein of 482 amino acids. NCBI's taxonomy places the organism in Eukaryota, Viridiplantae, Streptophyta, Magnoliopsida, Fagales, Fagaceae. Gene Ontology annotation, biological process: carbohydrate metabolic process. Gene Ontology annotation, molecular function: polygalacturonase activity.